AUGGCUCUAUGUCUAAUGCCACUUUGUGACGCAGUGAAAUGCCUGGAUUGUGUUGGGAAAAAUUGCAUGGGAGCAUUUUGCGAGGGCGAUUACUGCAUCCUGGGAAUAUACGCACCGCGAUGGGGUACCAUCGAAUGGGGUGAGCCACGAGUGGUCAAAGGCUGCAUUAGCGGGCGAAUGCUCGCAAAAGAUAUAAGGAGUCACUGCGAGACAGCCGACGAGGAAGGCGAGGUGAGCCAGCCAAAAAACUUCCUUUUCAAAUUAUCUAUUUAG
This is a messenger RNA of Gongylonema pulchrum, 273 nucleotides long. NCBI's taxonomy places the organism in Eukaryota, Metazoa, Nematoda, Chromadorea, Rhabditida, Gongylonematidae. The record is from the annotation of a GenBank genome assembly.